Harpegnathos saltator (Jerdon's jumping ant) is the source of this 1303-nucleotide messenger RNA. RefSeq lists its product as uncharacterized. The record is from RefSeq and is a predicted model, not a curated record. Lineage: Eukaryota; Metazoa; Arthropoda; Insecta; Hymenoptera; Formicidae. Bases 115 to 831 code for a protein of 238 amino acids. The transcript is spliced from 3 exons.
GUACCCCUGCGAGAUACUCGGCAAACAAAUCGUGGUAUAUAAGGGUACCCAGUUCGUGGUGACUUUACUCCACCACGGUUUCUCACCUUUCGUCCUCAUCAAGCCGUAUCUGCAAUGGCACGCAUAAUUUUCUUGGUAACCGUACUGGCGGCUCUGUGCUACACUAGCCAGGCCUUUCCAGUGGAAGAAGCCAGAAUUCCAAAAAUAAAUAUGAAGGAGCUCAUCGAGAAACUAAAAGAAAAGUUUGAGAAAGCAAAGCAGUUGAAUCCCGAAAUCGCAGUGGCGGCUGCUUCUGACGAACAACAAUUUGAACAAUACUUUUUCAAAAAUAUUUUCGAGAGUAUAGGGAAAGCAAUACACGAAACCUUGGGUGUAGGACACACCACGGUGGAGGAACUCCAAAAGCUAUUUCGUCCAAAAGCCUUUCCAGUGGAAGAAGCCAGAAUUCCAAAAAUAAAUAUGAAGGAGCUCAUCGAGAAACUAAAAGAAAAGUUUGAGAAAGCAAAGCAGUUGAAUCCCGAAAUCGCAGUGGCGGCUGCUUCUGACGAACAACAAUUUGAACAAUACUUUUUCGAAAAUAUUUUCAAGAGUAUAGGGAAAGCAAUACACGAAACCUUGGGUGUAGGACACACCACGGUGGAGGAACUCCAAAAGCUAUUUCGUCCAAAAGUAGAUACGGAGAGCAAUUCAAUUCUGAAUGAGGACGAGGAAUUGAAGAUUGACACCGAUGCGGACCCAGUAGAAGUUGCUUUUCUUAAAAAACCGUUAAAAAAGAUAGGAAAAGGCCUUAAAAAGGUACUUGACAACGCGGAUAUAACUAUCAAAUUCUAAGUAUCAAAACUACCAAAAUGGUAAACGUGGUGGACAAAGAAAACGGAUCAGCCUUUGUGGCUGUAAUUGGCUAUAACUAGUCUAUGUUAAAGGAUAUUACGAGAAAAUCAGAUACUUGUACGGCUAAUUAAUCUUAACAUCGAGACAUAAUUUAGAUUCAUUCAAAGUUGAUGUGUUCAGAGACGCCACAUGUUUCCGCCAACGUUAAACAUCCUCCAAAGAGAUUCGAAAGUUUGUAAUAACUCAGAAUCUUUAGAAGAGUUCAAUGAUGCUCAGUCAAGCCCAGUGAGAAAAUUCUCUAACGCUUAAUUGUCUAUCCUUCAGUUUGAAUGUAUUGAUUAUUGAGUGUCAUGUGUGGCGCCUUCACCUUAGUUAACUUAGACAUCUUCAUCUGCAAAAUUAAUCGGUCACUAUUAAUGUAACGUGAUGUAACAGUUAUUGUAAAAUUACCGCUUGCCAAAAGAGAAAAAGA